Penicillium atrosanguineum is the source of this 1005-nucleotide messenger RNA. Its product is annotated as UbiE/COQ5 methyltransferase. The coding region runs from base 1 to 1005 and encodes 334 amino acids. The transcript has a single exon. The record is from RefSeq and is a predicted model, not a curated record. NCBI's taxonomy places the organism in Eukaryota, Fungi, Ascomycota, Eurotiomycetes, Eurotiales, Aspergillaceae.
AUGCCUUCCUACACUGAAGCUCAUGCCGACCCCAAGGGCCCUAAUGAUGCCCGCCCAACAGCUAUGCAAAUCAUUAAGGAUGAAGGCAUGGAAGGGAAACUCACUGGAAAGGUCGUCGUCAUUACCGGUGUUUCCUCCGGUAUUGGCAUCGAGACAGUCCGAGCCCUCGGAGCUACCGGAGCCACCCUUUACCUGACCGCUCGAGACUUGAACAAAGCCAAGGGAGCACUUGGAGACAUCUUCGAGCCCAGCCGAAUGGAGCUUGUCCAAAUGGACAAUGCAUCAUUGAAAAGCGUGCGGCUCGCCGCCAAAGCCAUACUGGAAAAGACGAGCAAGAUCAAUAUUCUCAUCGCAAACGCCGGAAUCAUGGCUGUCCAGAAUCUACGACAUACUGAAAGUGGCUACGAAUUGCAGUUUGCAACCAAUCAUCUUUCCCACUUCCUGUUAUUCCAGCUCCUCAAGCCCGCACUUUUGGCUGCCUCUUCUGCAGACUUCCAGUCGCGAGUUGUCAUAGUAGCUUCCGCAGGACAUCGGCCCCACGGUCUGAAUGCUUCUGACAACUACCACUUUCAGAAGGGCGACUAUGAUCCUCGCAGCGCAUAUACUCAGUCGAAACUGGCUAAUGUCUACAUGGCCAAUGAGAUUGAGCGUCGGUACGGAUCCCUGGGUCUGCAUGCGCUCAGUCUUCAUCCCGGCGUCAUUGCGACUGCUUUGGGUCAGCAUAUGCCCGAUGAGGUGAUCCAGGGGAUGUUGCAGGAUCCAGAGAUGCUCAGGAACCUGAAAAGUAUUCCGCAAGGAGCAUCUACUACUGUUUGGGCUGCUGUUUCGAAGGAAUUGGAGGGCAAGGGAGGGCUAUAUUUGAGUGAUUGCUCGGUGGCUGAGCAUGAUGCCGAGGAUGAGAGUCCACUUAGUCCGAAGGCUACCAGCCAUACUUAUAAUGUCGAUGAGGAAGCUAGACUAUGGAAGGAUUCAUUGGAGAUGGUGGGUCUGUCUAAGGAGGAGUGA